This is a messenger RNA of Drosophila kikkawai, 1634 nucleotides long. RefSeq names its product cytochrome P450 4p1-like. The record is from RefSeq and is a predicted model, not a curated record. NCBI's taxonomy places the organism in Eukaryota, Metazoa, Arthropoda, Insecta, Diptera, Drosophilidae. Gene Ontology annotation, molecular function: heme binding; oxidoreductase activity, acting on paired donors, with incorporation or reduction of molecular oxygen; monooxygenase activity.
UUUCGGUUCGUACAAAAACAAUGUUCUUUUUGAUCCUAGUAGUGGCUGGGAGCCUGCUGCUGCACUGGCUCUACAAGCUCAACAAGGACUACUAUGUCAUGGCCUUCUUUGCCAAGAGGCUUUACACAAAGGAUGGGCGUUCUGCGGAGAGCAUUUCACCCGUAGCCCCGGGUAAAACGAUAUUCGGCAAUACCCUGGACUUGUAUGGCUGUGAUAAUGCUAGCGUAUUUAAGCUUUCGCGAGACCUAGCCAAAGAAAUGGGCGAAAGCUUCGUUGAAUAUGACUUGGGUACACCGGUAUACAAUGUUAUUGAUGCGGAAAUUGCGGAGAAUGUUAUGAAUCAUCCGAACCUUAUAACCAAAGGACUGUUUUACAAAUUUCUAUAUCCUUUCCUGAGGACUGGCCUUUUGACUUCAACAGGCAAGAAGUGGCAUUCCCGAAGGAAGAUGCUUACCCCCACGUUCCAUUUUAAUAUAUUAAAUCAGUUCCAGGAGAUUUUCAAAACGGAGAGUCAGAAGUUCUUACAGCAAUUUAGGGGUAAAGAUGAGGCCACUAUUGUUUUGAAUGAUGUCAUUCCCAGAUUUACGCUCAACAGCAUUUGCGAGACUGCCAUGGGCGUCAAAUUAGACGAAAUGGCAGAGAAGGGCGAUCGUUACCGGGAGAGUUUCAGUCAAAUUGAGGCAUGCUUCACCAGGAGAUUGAGUAACCCCUUUUUGUGGGGAGACUGGCUCUUCAACUUGCUGGCCGCCAAGGAUUAUGCCGCUGCCUUGAAUGUGGUUCAUGGCUUUUCUAGUGAAAUCAUUGCCAAGCGAAGGCUCUUACUGAAGGAUGAAUUGGAAAAUCUUAAAGAAGCUCAGUCGAAUGAUGAUGAUGUAUUCACCACCAAGAAACGCUUUGCCAUGCUGGACACCUUGAUUUAUGCUGAGAAGGAUGGCCUAAUCGAUCACAUAGGCAUUUGCGAGGAGGUGGACACCCUCAUGUUUGAGGGCUACGAUACCACCUCGAUUGGCCUUAUUUUUGGUCUGAUGAAUAUGGGUCUGUAUGCCGACAAGCAGGAGGAAUGCUACCAGGAGAUACAGGAGCAUAUAUCAGAUGACUUGAGCAACUUGGACAUUGGUCAGCUGAACAAAUUAAAAUACUUGGAUUACUUUAUGAAGGAGACCGUCCGUCUGUUACCUUCCGUUCCCGUAAUGGGUCGUGAAGCUGUCCAGGACACAGAGCUGGCCAAUGGUCUGGUCUUACCCAAGGGCUCUCAGAUCGCUUUAAAUGUCUUUGACAUACAUAGGAAUGUUAAGUACUGGGAUUCUCCUGAUGAAUUUCGACCAGAGAGAUUCCUGCCUGAGAAUUGCCAGAAUCGUCACACCUACGCCUAUGUCCCAUUCAGUGCUGGUCAAAGGAAUUGCAUUGGUCAAAAGUAUGCCAUGCAGGAAAUGAAGACCCUGCUGGUGGUCAUCCUCAAAGAGUUUAAGAUCCUGCCAGUCACAGAUCCGAAGACCAUUAUCUUUACCGCUGGCAUUACUCUGCGCACUCAGAACAAAAUUCAAGUGAAGCUCGUGAGAAGAAAGUGAAUCGAACUCGACAUUUAAAGCAACUCUGUUAAUCGUGGAAAUACAAAGUAAAUUCUCAGGCAUAAA